CUCCCUUCGCUCGGUUGCGGACUCCGCCCCCAACCCAACCGCUUGCUGCUACUUUCCGCCAGCCGGGGAAAAGGCAGCCGCAGCCGCAGCCAGCGACGCCUCACCCGAACCCCUCCUCCCCCGCCGCAGCGCCCGCCGGAAGGUUCUAGAGAAGGAGGGGGACGACGCCAUGGCGGAGGAGAAGGAGUCGACAUCGGUCCCGCUCAGCCAGGCGGCGGAGGCCGUCGACCCCGAGGACCCGGCCAAGUCGCCGCCGCGCCCCAGCUCGCCCACCACCUCCACCCGCAAGGCAUGCUGCGCUGUUCUUCAGAGUUGGGUAUCGAGAAAAUUUAUGACUGGAUGUGUGGUUCUUUUUCCUGUUGCUUUCACGUUCUUCAUCACAUGGUGGUUCGUUCAAUUUGUUGAUGGAUUUUUCAGCCCACUAUAUGCAAAAAUCGGAGUCGACAUAUUUGGUCUUGGUUUUCUGACAUCUCUGGCAUUCAUAUUUCUGGUUGGAAUAUUUGUUUCUUCAUGGGUGGGUUCAACUGUCUUCUGGGUUGGAGAAUGGUUUAUAAAGAAAAUGCCAUUUGUAAAGCACAUAUAUUCGGCAUCAAAGCAAGUCAGCACUGCCAUUUCACCAGAUCAAAAUACGACAGCAUUUAAAGAGGUUGCGAUAAUUCGACAUCCACGUGUUGGUGAAUACGCAUUCGGAUUUAUAACAUCAACUGUUGUUCUCCAGACAGACAAAGGUGAUGAGGAAUUGUGUAGUGUUUAUGUGCCGACAAAUCAUCUAUAUAUUGGUGAUAUAUUUCUGCUGAACUCUGAAGAGAUCAUCAGACCAAACUUAUCCAUUCGAGAAGGAAUUGAAAUUAUCGUUUCUGGAGGAAUGACCAUGCCACAGGUAAUUGCAUCGCUAGACCCCAUCCCAAGGAAGAGCCAGAGCAUCCGCCUAAAUAGAAUAAUGACAUGAGGAUGGAUCGCGAAUGAGUGGAUGGGACUCCACUGCUGUUCGUUUGUUACGUGUAAAAUGUCAAGGUUGGAUACGGGAACAUGAUGAACAAGCUGGACGGAAGCAUCGUAUCGAUGCCCUGGAAUACUGUUAUAUGGCACAUGUUGCUUUUCUCUGUGUUUGCUGACUGGUCCAAAGUGUUAACUUCUAUGUACUGCUGGUGUACAACUAGUGUGCCUGAUUACAUUCAUUUGUAAGAAUGAGAUGUGUAAUACCA
This is a messenger RNA of Hordeum vulgare subsp. vulgare (domesticated barley), 1205 nucleotides long. Its product is annotated as protein LIKE COV 2-like. Gene Ontology annotation, cellular component: Golgi apparatus. The transcript has 8 exons. Lineage: Eukaryota; Viridiplantae; Streptophyta; Magnoliopsida; Poales; Poaceae. The record is from RefSeq and is a predicted model, not a curated record. The coding region runs from base 170 to 949 and encodes 259 amino acids.